Messenger RNA from Prorocentrum cordatum, 335 nucleotides. Lineage: Eukaryota; Dinophyceae; Prorocentrales; Prorocentraceae. The record is from the annotation of a GenBank genome assembly.
GCCCGGCGGGCCUCGCGCCGGCGCCCUCGCUGCUGGUGUCCCUGAGCGAGCUGAGUCGGCAGGGCGACUGGUUUGCUGCAUGUGAGUCGCUGUCGUCGCGCCUGGUCUCGCGCGAGGGGAGCAUCACCGACGAGCAGGUCCUGCGCGGGCGGGCGCCGUCGCGCAGCUCCGACGCGCUGCUGUUCAGCGUGCCCGACCACGCGGAGGUGAGCCGCUGUGCCUCGCUCCUGAGGGCCCUGGCCGCCACGCGGGCCUCUGGCCAGGAGACGCGAGGCCGCCGCCGGAGGGCGCGUGGGCCGAGGAGGCCUGCGGCGACCUGGCGCACGGCUUCCUGA